GCCGCGGCGCACGACAAGAUGGCGGCGGGUGGGAGCGGCGGCCGCGCGUCGUGCCCGCCGGGGGUGGGAGCGGGGUCCCCGGGACCCAGCGCCAACGCCGCCCCGGCCCCCGGCAACGCGGCCGCCGCCGCCGCCCCGGGGCCCGCCGCCGCCGCCCCGGGGCCCGCCGCCGCCGCCCCGGGGCCCGCUUCGGCCGAGGAGCCGGGCGCGCUGCUGCGGGAGCCGGCGUACAACUGGCAGGCCACCAAGCCCACGGUGCAGGAGCGCUUCGCCUUCCUCUUCAACAACGAGGUGCUGUGCGACGUGCACUUCCUCGUCGGCAAGGGCCGCGGCGCGCAGCGCAUCCCGGCGCACAGGUUCGUGCUGGCCGUGGGCAGCGCCGUGUUUGACGCCAUGUUCAACGGCGGCAUGGCCACCACGGCCACGGAGAUCGAGCUGCCGGACGUGGAGCCCGCGGCCUUCCUGGCACUGCUCAAGUUCCUGUACUCGGACGAGGUGCAGAUCGGGCCCGAGACGGUGAUGACCACGCUGUACACGGCCAAGAAGUACGCGGUGCCCGCGCUCGAGGCCCACUGCGUGGAGUUCCUCAAGAAGAACCUGCGGGCCGACAACGCCUUCAUGCUGCUCACGCAGGCACGGCUGUUCGACGAGCCGCAGCUGGCCAGCCUGUGUCUGGAGAACAUCGACAAGAACACAGCCGAUGCCAUCGCCGCCGAGGGCUUCACCGACAUCGACCUGGACACGUUGGUGGCGGUGCUGGAGCGCGACACGCUGGGCGUGCGGGAGGUGCGGCUGUUCUGCGCGGCGGUGCGCUGGGCGGAGGCCGAGUGUCCCCGGCAGCAGCUGGCCGUCACGCCCGAGAACAAGCGCAAGGUGCUGGGCGAGGCACUCGGCCUCAUCCGCUUCCCGCUCAUGACUAUCGAGGAGUUCGCUGCAGGCCCCGCGCAGUCCGGCAUCCUGGUGGACCGGGAGGUGGUGAGCCUGUUCCUGCACUUCACGGUGAACCCCAAGCCGCGCGUGGACUUCAUCGACCGGCCGCGCUGCUGCCUGCGGGGCAAGGAGUGCUGCGUUUCGCGCUUCCAGCAGGUGGAGAGUCGCUGGGGCUACAGUGGGACCAGCGACCGCAUCAGGUUCUCCGUGAGCAAGCGCAUCUUCGUGGUGGGCUUCGGGCUGUACGGCUCCAUCCACGGCCCCACGGACUACCAAGUCAACAUCCAGAUCAUCCACACGGACAGCAACACGGUGCUGGGCCAGAACGACACCGGCUUCAGCUGCGACGGCUCGGCCGGCACCUUCCGCGUCAUGUUCAAGGAGCCCGUGGAGAUCCUGCCCAACGUCAACUACACGGCCUGCGCCACGCUCAAGGGCCCCGACUCCCACUAUGGCACCAAGGGGCUGCGGAAGGUGACCCACGAGUCUCCCACCACGGGCGCCAAGACCUGCUUCACCUUCUGCUACGCGGCCGGGAACAACAACGGGACGUCGGUGGAGGACGGGCAGCUCCCCGAGGUCAUCUUCUACACGUAGCCCCGCCCCGCCCCGCCCCGCACGCAGCAACACAUCUCGUCAAGCCCCCCAGCGAGGGCCUGGGGGACCCCCACCCAUAGCCCCGAAGCCACAGAGCGCCCCGAGGAGGCGCGCAGAGCAUUUUUUAAAUAAAAGAAACGAAAGAGC
Messenger RNA from Erinaceus europaeus (western European hedgehog), 1674 nucleotides. RefSeq names its product BTB domain containing 2 (gene BTBD2). Gene Ontology annotation, cellular component: cytosol; P-body. Gene Ontology annotation, biological process: neurogenesis. NCBI's taxonomy places the organism in Eukaryota, Metazoa, Chordata, Mammalia, Eulipotyphla, Erinaceidae. The record is from RefSeq and is a predicted model, not a curated record. The transcript is spliced from 9 exons. Bases 19 to 1527 code for a protein of 502 amino acids. Gene Ontology annotation, molecular function: protein binding.